Molecule: messenger RNA, 2632 nt
Organism: Astyanax mexicanus (Mexican tetra)
Lineage: Eukaryota; Metazoa; Chordata; Actinopteri; Characiformes; Acestrorhamphidae
Exons: 8
Coding region: 39-2144 (701 amino acids)
Biological process (GO): immune response
Cellular component (GO): external side of plasma membrane
Source: RefSeq, a predicted model, not a curated record
UUUUUACUUUCACUUUUCUCAGUUCAGUUCCAGCAGCCAUGAGGAGCGGUUGUGUUUUAUUACUCCUCUUUCAUCUUCUGCGAGUUACAGUGGAUAUUCGGUAUGACAGCUGUGGUUACUGGACGUUCUCUAAAGGAUUCGGACUGCCUGAAUACACAGAAAGAAGAGUUCUGAAUGAUGCUCUGAUCUACCGCCAUGACAGCAGCUUAGAGUCCAAAAUGCCUUGUCCUGAUUGGAUCACCACUGCAGAGAAAGAACAAUGGAGUAUUAUUCAUGAGCUCCUUCUUCUUUACUGUCCUUCUAUCUCCCUCAGUCCUUCAGGUUCACUGUGUGAUCAAAACUUAUACCAGGUAGCUGGCUGCUGCUCCCUGUAUCCAAAUGGAACUUACGCUACAUUUAUGAGCACCAACCUGGAGAAACUGGAAUCUACAGCUUCCCAGGUUCUCCCAGACAAGACCAACAUUGAGACAGUUGUAGAUGCUGUUCCUCAGGCUCUCCCAUACAAGACCAACAUCGAGACAGUUGUAGAUGCAGUUCCUCAGGUUUUCCCGGACACAACCAACAUGGAGACACUUGUAGCUACAGCUUCUCAGGUUCUCCAGUACAAAACCACUGACAAGACAUUUGUAGCUGCUGUUCCUCAGGCUCUCCCAUACAAGACCAACAUCGAGACAGUUGUAGCUGCUGUUCCUCAGGCUCUCCCAUACAAGACCAACAUCGAGACAGUUGUAGCUGCUGUUCCUCAGGCUCUCCCAUACAAGACCAACAUCGAGACAGUUGUAGCUGCUGUUCCUCAGGCUCUCCCAUACAAGACCAACAUCGAGACAGUUGUAGCUGCUGUUCCUCAGGCUCUCCCAUACAAGACCAACAUCGAGACAGUUGUAGCUGCUGUUCCUCAGGCUCUCCCAUACAAGACCAACAUCGAGACAGUUGUAGCUGCUGUUCCUCAGGCUCUCCCAUACAAGACCAACAUCGAGACAGUUGUAGCUGCUGUUCCUCAGGCUCUCCCGUACAAGGCUCGUAGAGAGAGCGAGCCAUUGGCUGUAGACGAGGCAGCAGCAUCCAAUGAGAAAACCAGUCUGGAACAGCUGGAGAUGUUGAAGCAAACUCCAGGCAUCCACAGCAGAACAGAUAUUCGGUAUGACAGCUGUGCUCACUGGACGUACUCUAAAGGAUACGGGUUGCCCGAAUACACAGAAAGAAGAGUUCUGAAUGAUGUCACUGUCUAUUACCAUGUCAGCAGACAGAAGUCCAAAAUGCCUUGUCCUGAUUGGAUCAACACCACUGCAGAAAAAGAACUAUGGGGUACUAUUCAUGACUGGACAGACCAUAACAUAGAGAUUACUACUCUUGGUUUUCAGACAGCUACUCAGCAGUUCAACCUGACAGGUUCACUGUCUGACCGAAACAUUUACCAAGUAACUGGCUGCUGCUCUCUGUAUCCGAAUGGGACUUACACCGCAUUUAUGAACCACGCAUUCAACGGCAAGGACUUCACAAGUUUCGACAUCAACACCAAGACAUUUGUAGCCGCAGUUCCUCAGGCUGUCCGGUACAAGAUUCUGCGAGAGAGUCAGCCGCUGACUAUAGACGAGGUCGCAGAAUUCUACAAGAAAACCUGUCUGGAACGACUGAAGAUGUUCAAGCAAGCUCCAGAAAUCCACAGGAGAAAAGAUCCAAACGUUUGGAUUUUACAGCAGAAGAAGAAGUCUGGUUCUGUUACAGUCACGUGUCAUGUGACGGGGUUUUACCCCCGGGAGGUUCAGGUGAUCUGGCUCGGUCCAGAUCUUCAGCCUGUGGAUGAAGAAGUUACUGAGAUCUUACCCAAUGGUGAUGGAACCUACCAGACCAGAAAGAGUGUGAUAGUUCCAGAGGAGGAUGUAGGAAAACAGAACUACAGCUGUGUAGUUCUGCAUAUCAGUGUACCCAACAACAUCACCACAGUCUGGGUUGUGAAGACUCGCAGCUGGAUUUUUGUUUGGGCAGCACUUGUUUUCUUACUGGUGGUGAUGGUGGUGAUUGGUGGAUUUGUUUUCCGGAGAGGCUGCAAAUCGGUUGGAUCCUUACCCUCUUCUACCAUAGACGUGAACAUGACUGACUCAGAAGACUCGCUCUUUCCAAAUGCUGAAGAUGCUGUCAGCUGAACUGCACAUCAUCUCAGUUUAUCAGCGUUCAUUAUCAUCCACUUGCAAGUUUUUCUCUAAAAUAUGAUGCUACCAGGGAGAGUGAAGGCUUGCCUGUGAUUCCUCCAAGAAACCUAAGGAAGCACUUCCCUUUUUGAAAGGCUUUUAAUGCAGUGUCAUUGUGCAGCUGAUGACUCUGAAUGGUGAAAUUCUAACUGCCAGUUCUGUUGAAUCAGCUAACAAAUGCCUGCAGUGACUAAGAGCAGACUGAGUGCUGGGGGGAAGAGGAAGGGUCCUCCUACCUACAGAGAGAGAGAGCAAGGCCAGUUUUGUUCUCUUGAUCCCUGGGGGUCAAGGGUUUUACCGUACAUGUUCAUGUUGAUUUUAAACAAGCAUUAUUUAUCUACUUCAUACUACCAUUUGUCAUCAUCACUGGAAUUGAAAAAUAUGCUUAUAUGAAAACAUAUUUUAUUUUUUAUUACAAGAUAUAUGUGCAGUGUUUCUUUAAG